This is a messenger RNA of Miscanthus lutarioriparius, 2163 nucleotides long. The record is from the annotation of a GenBank genome assembly. Lineage: Eukaryota; Viridiplantae; Streptophyta; Magnoliopsida; Poales; Poaceae.
AUGGGAAGUAGGCAAAUUGUUGCUGUUCUUCAAGUAGGUGGAGAAUUUUCAACAGAUGAUGAUGGACGGAUGUCCUAUUAUGGUGGAGAGGCUCAUGCUAUGCAUGUGAAGAGUGAUUGGACUUUUAAAGCGUUUAAACAUGAAAUAUCUUCAACACUCAAUAAUCUCAAACUUGAUUCCUAUGUGUUCAAGUACUUCCUUCCGAGAAAUGACAAAACUUUGAUUUCAAUAUCAAAUGACAAAGACUUGAAACGCAUGGUUGAAUUCCAUGCGGAGUCAGAAACAACUUACAUAUAUGUCAUGAAGAAGGCUGACAACAGGCUGAAGAUCUCCAUUGCAGGCGCUGACGCUCCUGCAGAUUGUGCUGUGAUAGCAACUACUCCAGAUGGAUCCAAGCGGCAAAAGAUUUGUGCUAGUUGGGAGAAUGCGAUCACAGGAGCUGGUCAAGUGUUUCAAAGUGCAAAGGAAUUCCGAGAUGCAUUACACAAGUAUGCUAUUGCUCAUAGGUUUCAUUACAAAUUUGUCAAGAAUGACUCUUCUCGUGUAACCGCGGAAUGUACUGAUGGAGGGUGUGCAUGGCGUAUACAUGCAUCAAAGUCUCAUUCAAAGGAGUUCAUGGUCAAGAAAAUUUUUGGUACUCAUACUUGUGAAUCAGAGACCAUCAAAAGUCAUCGUUUGGCAUCUCAGAAAUGGGUUGCUAGUGUUAUUAAGGAAAAAAUACGUGAUAGUCCAAACUACAGGCCAAGAGAUAUUGCGAAUGAUCUCCAACGUGAAUAUGGAUUGUGCCUCAACUACUCCCAAGCUUGGCGUGGUAAAGCAAUAGCCCGAAAAGAACUUUACAGCUCAGAUGAAGAGGCAUGCAAUCAGCUACCUUGGUUUUGCCAAAGGAUUGUUGAGACCAACCCUGGAAGUGUGGCAACAGUAGUGGCCUUGGAAGAUUCGAAGUUUCGAUUUUUUGUUGCAUUCCAUGCCUCCCUUCAUGGUUUUGAGCAUGGUUGCAGGCAUCUUCUCUUUCUUGAUGUGAUUUCUGUCAGAUCAAAUAAACACUGGAAGCUAUUAGCUGCUACUUCAGUUGAUGGUGAAGGUGAUAUCUUCCCUGUUGCACUGUCUGUAGUGGAUGAUGAGAAUCAAGAAAAUUGGCAUUGGUUUCUUGAGCAGUUAAAUGAUUCAUUACCUGCACUUGGAGCAAUAACAUUCAUAUCUAAUGGUAAGAAUGGUCUGUGGGACGAGGUUUCUCUUUUAUUUCCAGAUAGUUAUCAUGGAUACCAUGUCAACUGUUUUAUUGACGAAUUCAAGCAGCAGUUGGAUGGCAGUUGGAGUGAAGAAGUAAAAGAUACGAUGGUUGCGCAUCUUGAGAAAGCCAUUUAUUCAUGCAAAGUUGAUGAAUUCAAUCAGUAUGUUGAACUCAUCAAAACUGAAUCUGAUAAGCUUGUUGAAUGGCUUUUGGAAACUAAACCAGAGCGGUGGUCAGAUGCCUUUUUCAAAGGGUCACGACUUGGCCAGUACACUUGCAAUGUUUCUGAGGCAAUUUCGGAUUGGAUUCCUAGCAGAUAUGAGCUCUCAGUAGUGCAGUUGGUUGACACGAUCAGAUGCAACCUAAUGGAGAUGAUGUAUACACGCAGGGAAUCUUCCAAUACCUGGACAGAAGUCUUAACACCAUCAGCCAAUCAGAAACUUCAGGAACAGAUGAACAAAGCUCUCACACUCAAUGUUGUUUGCUCAACUGGAAAUGAUGGAAAUGGUCAUGUGUUUGAGGUGUGUGAUGACUCGGUCAAUGUUGUCAACAUUGAUACAUGGGAGUGCACCUGCAGAAAAUGGCAUGUUUCUGGGAUUCCUUGCUCACAUGCAAUUGCGGUAUUUGACCGUACUGAGCAGUGUCCACUUGACUACUGCUCCAAGUAUUUCACAACGGAAUGUUACCGCUUGACUUAUGCCAUGUCCAUAAAUCCAAUACCUGAUGUUUUUGUACCUACCGCAGCAGGUGACCCAUCACAGGGCACGACGACAUUACUUUCAAGCCCCAUUCUGACCCGAAGACAAGUGGGCAGACCAAAGGAAAAGCCAGCUGAUCCGCGUAUUGCAAUCAAAAGAGCAGUGCGCUGCAGCAGAUGCAAGGGCUAUGGGCACAAUAAAGCAACUUGCAAAGUCCCCAUCUCAGCCUAG